Capsaspora owczarzaki ATCC 30864 is the source of this 726-nucleotide messenger RNA. RefSeq lists its product as hypothetical. Bases 29 to 586 code for a protein of 185 amino acids. The record is from RefSeq and is a predicted model, not a curated record. Lineage: Eukaryota; Filasterea; Ministeriida; Capsasporidae. The transcript is spliced from 4 exons.
UUUUAUUUUUUUUUUUAUUAUUGUUCAGAUGCGCUCUUCCGUCAUCUUCACCGUCGCCAUCCUCGCCGCGCUCGUUGUGGCCUCUGGCUCUGUCGCCCACGGCCAGAAGCUCGUCCCCAAGUACUUCACCCUCCUCUUCCGCGGCAGCAUCCAGAACGCUACCACCGACCCCAUCCACGCUGCGGCCACGACCACCAAGUUCCAGACCAGCAUUGACCCCAACCUUGGCUUUGUGACCACCGUCCAGUCGCUCCCCGGCCCCCUUGCUGUCUGGGACGCCACCAUCUUCGACUACAAGCAAAACCCCGACUUCUCUGCCACCUUCAGGGAGAACGGCACCAUCUCGUUCGGCCUUCACGACGCCAAGCCGCACGUUCUUCACGUUGAGGGCGAGGGUGCUUUCCGCCCCGUCACCAGCACCUCGUUCGUUGGCACUGGUGCUUGGCGCAUUGUGUCUGGUGAGGGUCAGUUCGCUGGCGCUACUGGCUUCCUCUCUGCCACCUGGUUUGGCGAGAUCGACCCCAAGGAUCCCACCCGCCUCGACACUGAGAACACUGUCACUGGCAACUUCUUUGUCAACGCCUAAGCAGCGUGGCCCCUUGGCCCCUGCCUCCUCUGCGUCUGCCCGCUUGUUGUGCAUUUAAGUGCGAGGAUGUGUGCCUCUAUGAUGAAUGUGUUCCAUCAACAAAAGACUUGGAAGGAAGUGUAAAAUGAGCAUCAAACAUU